GUCGUAUAGGGAAUUUCCCAUCUCAUGGCAUAGUCAACAUUGAUAUGUGUCGAUUCCUGUUUGAAACCAAUCGAAACAGUUUUUGAAAUUAAGAAAAAAUAUUGUAGACUGCGUAUAUCUGCAAUACUUUUGACCGGAAAGAUAAAAACUCUCGAACAAAGUCCGAUCCCCUAAAAGCUGAAAAAACGUGUAGUGUUAACAUUUAUAAAAAUUAAGAAUUCUGUUUUUGCAACAUUUGCAUGAAGGUUAAUAGUUCAUUGGAUUUUUUGGAAGCUUUGUUGAAAAUACAAAGGAUUGCAUUUAAGAAUGGCACAGCUCUUUGACGUUACCCAGUUUAUCAAAGAUUCUUAUCAACUUCCAGGAAUUGAUCGUCCAUACACUGUCCCACUCGCUGUCCCAGGAGUGGACAAAACAGUCCAUUCAUUAAUUAUUGUAAAUAAUGAAUGUCUUCAACAAUAUAAGGAAUUCAGUGUUAACAUUGACGUACAGAAAAUUCCCGAAAUUAAAUGUAAGUUUCAUGGUUAUGUUAUUAAUAAUUUACUCGAAGAAAGAAUUGAUUUAAAUUUUAUAACAAAUGGGGCGAACGCUUUAAAAUAUGAUGUUACUGUUUAUUGUAUAAACAGUGAGUUAAAAUUCAAUUUCUUUGAGACUUUACACGUGAAAGAUAUCACUCUAAAUUCUUUUUAUUUUUUUACACGCAAGAUCAAAGCUAUAGGGCAGAACUUGAUUAAUGGGCGUUUAUUCCUGUAUUGUCAGAUUACAAGAAAAGAUAUUUUAAUGCCCUUACAACUCGAAAUUCCCAAAAGUGAAAUGUCUAAACAGUUUUCAACGCUCUACGAAAACAAAUUGUUGACCGAUUUUACUAUUAUUUGUCACGAUCAGGAAUUUCUUGCGCACAAAGUGGUACUCGCGGCUAGAUCACCUGUGUUUCAGUCUAUGUUUGAACAUGAAAUGAAAGAAUCUCUGGAAAAUCAAGUCGAAAUAACUGAUUUCAAGCCCGAAAUUGUUGAGAAAAUGUUGCGUUACAUUUACACGGAUAAUAUUGAAGACUUAAAUGAAGCAGACGCACAAAAGUUACUUGCAAUAGCGAAUAAAUAUGCUUUGAAAAGACUGAAAAUUAUUUGUAUGAAAGAAAUAAGUAAAUCUGUAAAUAACGUCUCUGAAGCUUUGGAAGCUUUUUCAAUCGCUGAUCAAUAUAAUGUAGAAGAGUUUGAAGAAAGGGUGGUACAGUUUAUGAAAGAUAACCGACAUAAUCUAUAAGACAGGAAAGAUAACAGCUCGAAAGAUUUAUAUAUUUAACUUUAUUAUUUUUAUACAAACUAUUUUUAUAUGUAUCUCUAUAAUCAUUCAUAUGUACAACGCUUUAAUUCUGAAGAUAUGUUUCUGUAAAUACAAUUUCUUUUAAGGA
This is a messenger RNA of Belonocnema kinseyi, 1408 nucleotides long. Its product is annotated as speckle-type POZ protein-like. The transcript is spliced from 2 exons. Lineage: Eukaryota; Metazoa; Arthropoda; Insecta; Hymenoptera; Cynipidae. The record is from RefSeq and is a predicted model, not a curated record. The coding region runs from base 307 to 1260 and encodes 317 amino acids. Gene Ontology annotation, biological process: regulation of proteolysis; proteasome-mediated ubiquitin-dependent protein catabolic process. Gene Ontology annotation, molecular function: ubiquitin protein ligase binding. Gene Ontology annotation, cellular component: nucleus; cytoplasm.